AUGUCUGCAAAUUUAAAUAAUGGUAUUUUACGAACAUUAAAUCGUACUCCACAACAAAGUUCGAGUUCUUCAUCAAUGAAUGAAUCAGGUAGUUCUGUUAUUGAUACAAUUCGAAAACGUAUGCAACAAAUGAAAGAUGAAUUGGCUAAAUCGCAAGAUGAAUUGCAUGCAUAUCAGAUUGAACGUGAACGUGAAAAACAUGCACGAGAACAAGCCGAAGGUGAGAUAGGUGGUCUUCAACGUCGUACACAAUUAGUUGAAGAAGAUCUUGAACGUACUGAAGAACGUCUUACACAAGCUACACAAAAACUUGAAGAAGCUUCGAAAGCAGCUGAUGAAAGUGAACGUGGUCGCAAAGGUCUUGAACAACGUACAUACCAGGAUGAUGAACGUAUUGCUACACUUGAACAGCAAUUGGCUGAAGCACAGCUUAUAGCUGAGGAUUCCGAUCGAAAAUAUGAUGAGGUUGCUCGCCGUAUUAAUAUUAUGGAAGUAGCACGUAAAUUGAAAGUUCGUGAAGGUGAAUUGGAAAGACUUGAUGAUCGUGCACAAAGAUUUGAAGAUAAAAUUGCUCAAUAUGAACAGGAUGUGAAACAUUUACAUUAUGAAUUACGUUCGAAAGAAGUGUUUUUAACAAAGGCUAUACAACGUGAAGAAAGUUAUGAAGAACAAAUUCGUGAUUUAACUACACGUCUUAAAGAGGCUGAACAACGUGCUGAUCUUGCUGAACGUACAAUGGCCAAAUUGCAAAAGGAGGUCGAUCGUCUUGAAGACGAACUACUUGCCGAAAGAGAGAAAUACAAGAAUGUCAGUGAUGAACUCGAUAUGACAUUGAACGAAUUGUCGGGUUAUUAA
Molecule: messenger RNA, 855 nt
Organism: Rotaria sordida
Lineage: Eukaryota; Metazoa; Rotifera; Eurotatoria; Philodinida; Philodinidae
Source: the annotation of a GenBank genome assembly